AUGUACACCAAAGACAAAAAAGUUGGAGAGGGUACGUUUGCUAUUGUAUAUGUUGGUCGACAGGCCGAGACAGACCGAAAGGUUGCGGUCAAGAUGAUCAAGGUUAAUGAAUUCAAAAACGGGCUGGACAUGACGGCCAUUCGCGAGAUUAAGUUCCUUCAAGAGAUGCGCCAUCCAAACGUGAUUGAGCUGUUGGACGUCUUUGUAGCCGACGGCAACAUUAACCUGGUGCUUGAAUUUCUGCCCAGCGAUCUGGAAAUGCUUAUCCGGGACCGCUCUGUCGUCUUUUCUGAGGCAGAUAUGAAAUCCUGGUUGCUAAUGAUGCUGCGUGGUGUGCACCAUUGCCAUCGGAACUUUGUGCUGCAUCGUGAUCUAAAACCUAAUAAUAUGCUGUUGGCACCCGAUGGGCAACUCAAAAUUGCUGAUUUCGGUCUGGCAAGGGCCAUGGCUCUCACUCCGUACGAACGAAUGACGCCGACCGUGGUUACUCGAUGGUACCGUGCGCCUGAACUGCUUAUGGGCGCCCGUCACUACACGGGUGCGGUCGAUGUGUGGUCCUUAGGCAUAAUUUUUGCCGAAUUGAUGCUCCGAGUCCCCUAUUUGGCUGGCCAAACUGACGAGGAGCAACUAGAAAUCACUUUUAAAGCGUUGGGCACCCCGUUGCCUUCUCAAUGGAAAGGAGUCGAUGCCCUCCCAGAAUACCGCAAGUUUUCAACCCCAAGACACCCAGCUCCGACCCGACAGCAGCUACAGGAGCUAUUUUCUGCAGCGUCAGACGCCGCGUUAGAUCUUAUGUGCUCAAUGAUUAUUAUGGACCCUAUAAAGCGAGUUACUACGGACGAGGCGUUGUUGGCAGCAUAUUUCCGCGACGCACCGGCACCUACGCGAACUACAGAGCUGCCUAAAAAGUCAUAG
Molecule: messenger RNA, 915 nt
Organism: Wickerhamiella sorbophila
Lineage: Eukaryota; Fungi; Ascomycota; Dipodascomycetes; Dipodascales; Trichomonascaceae
Product: Serine/threonine-protein kinase KIN28
Exons: 1
Coding region: 1-915 (304 amino acids)
Biological process (GO): protein phosphorylation; positive regulation of transcription by RNA polymerase II
Cellular component (GO): cytoplasm; nucleus; transcription factor TFIIK complex
Molecular function (GO): ATP binding; RNA polymerase II CTD heptapeptide repeat kinase activity; cyclin-dependent protein serine/threonine kinase activity
Source: RefSeq, a predicted model, not a curated record